This is a messenger RNA of Linum trigynum, 2779 nucleotides long. Lineage: Eukaryota; Viridiplantae; Streptophyta; Magnoliopsida; Malpighiales; Linaceae. The record is from the annotation of a GenBank genome assembly.
CGCUCCAAAGAGGCAAAUACCCUACUAUUGCCGUCUUUUCCCCCUUAACGUUGCAGCAAAAUUCCGGUGAACGCUCCUUGAAACCCCCAUCGGCGUCUGUGUCUGACCAUCCAGAAUUAAUUCUCUCCAUCCAUCCCGCUCCUGUCAUUCGUCCCGCUCCGUGACUCUUCCAUCGCCGGGUUUUUCACAAAUCAUCCCAGAAAAUCUCCCGUUGCCUCGUACCGUCUGUCUCGCAUGACAGGUUGGCCGCUUGAAUUCAUCCGUACUUCCACUGCAACUGGCCAGUGAACCUCGCGCCAUUGGUCGUAACAGGAGCAAUAUUCCCUGUACCUGUAUGUUUCCUUUGUUUGGUCCAUUUUGUUUUGGGAUUUUGGCUUUUGGCUUUUGCGGAACGAGAAUUCUACUAACCUUUUUCUUCCCUCUGUUUUCCCUUUCCUGAUGGGCAUGCAAUUCUAUUGCUAGCUGAUUCCCGCCAUCGAUUCUGCCCUACAGUGGUCUACUGUUGUUCUAUGAUUUUUGACGGGAUCUAAUUUACGAAUUGUUCUCUCGGCAACAGAAUUUUGAAGAAUGAUUUUUUCUUGACUUAUUUGUUAGCUCUCGCAGUGGGCUUUAUCUUGGGUGUUGAACGAUUGCAGUAAUGCCGCCAAAGCGUUGCCAUGGUAAUACUUCCUCUAGCCAAAAUAAUGCCAUCCAUAUUUUUCUAAUGGUACCACUCGAUGUAAAGGAAGCAUGGGUUCUACUGUGAUUCUGAGGAAGAGAUUCUUGGGAUUAUGAUGCUGCAAACUGAAGGCUUAUUCCUUCCUAGGGGUUAUCAAGACUCAAGUAAUGCCUUCACUUUUGCUUCAUGCAUGGUUUUAUGUUCCCUCCGUGAUUAUCUUACUUUGAUCCACUGAACUUUAAUCUACGUUGGGUCUCCAUUUACUGAGCUGAAAAGGAGAUGAAUAAAUGUAGUGUGUCUAUAAGGUAGAGAGAAACAUGCUGGUGCUUAUUAGAAUGACGCAUGCUUUUGAUUUUACAAGUUUAGAGAUAAUGAGUAGCUGCUUAGUUUCCGUAGAGUGAUUUGUAAGAUGGGUACUUCUUUCUUACACCUGUAUUCUUUUUUACAGAUCUAUAUACAGUUGAUGGAAAGUGAGCUUGCAUUAAUAAAACUAGAAAUAGUACAACGAAAAUUCAACAGAAGCCAUAAAGAUAACAAGUUAUGAAAACCACCAGCAAAGGGAAACAAAGAAUAGAAAAGAGGGAGGAAACAAAUGUGCAAGCAACAACUCAUACUGCUGCAAAAAUUGCAGCACCUAGCUACAUGACAGACCCAGUACACAAGUAUUGAAUAGCAACCUCCAUGUCAAUAUCUAUUAUGUGGGAGGUCACACUUACUCAAAACCAAGACAACAUGGACUAUGAAAAUGCAACUCCUUCAAUCAAACAGACACUCAGAACAAAAGCUAUAUAUAUAGUAACAUCCCGUUUCGACUAAAAUCGUAUUACUGUCGCUAGAAAAAUUACGCGUAGGUCUGGGUGGUAACCAGCAUGCGACGGAGAUGGAGAUGGAGAUGGAAGAGGAGGUCAACACGAGCAGAGAUGCUCGCCCGUCAGCUUGGGCUGGGGGUAGUUGUGGGAGGCUGUUUGGAACAACAACUCUACGGGCAGCCUGGUAUGUGGCCGAGUCGGACACGGAGGAUAUUCUCCAAGUGGAAAAGGAAGAGGACGAUGUGUGUGAUGAGAAAGAGAACAACCCUAACUGACCGACCAUCCUUUUCACGGCAGCAGAAAAAUUCGUUGGAGGCGGGAGUGGAGAUCUGCGCUGGUAGUAAAGGGUCUGGGCAGGCGGGUAGCGUACCUUCCCCUGUCUCGUAGGCUGAAUAGCUUAUGGGGGAAGCAUUGUGAGCUUUAAAUCUCGGACAUGAAAAAUGGGUGCUUCUUGGUGCGAUUCCCACACCAAGAUGACUAUGAGCUUGCGAUGAACGGGGGUCCAUGGCUCCUAGGCGAAACAUACCUCACGGUCACACGUUGGUACAAAGGUUUUAACCCCUGGAGGUCGGAGAUAACUUCAGGGAUGGUCUGGGCGCAGCUCUCAAACCUUCCUAUUGAGUUCAUUACAAAGAAGCGGUCAUGAAGAUCGCAUCAUAUAUUGGGAAGCCGAUUCGGGUGGACAGGGCGACUGAAUUUGGAGAACGUGGGAAAUAUGCCCGGGUUUGUGUCGAGGUGGACUUUACUAAGCCCCUACUGUCCCAAUUCAAGAUCGAAGGGGAAGAAUACCUCGUCCAAUAUGAAGGCUUGAAAAAUCUGUGUACUGACUGCGGGAGAUAUGGCAAACCCACCGAACAGUGUGACUGCAAGGACAUGAAUAAUGAGGAAACCCAGGCUACGCCAGACACUGUGCCUGAAACUCAACCGGCAUCGCGGACGAAGGGUUAUGUGUAUGGGGAGUGGAUGAUCGUUUAGCGUCGAGAACGACGAGUGUACAAGCCCAUUACCCCAAUAAACAACCACAAAUUCCCGGUGAAACAGAGAGAGAGUGAUCAAGGGGAUAGGAACAAGUUCUCGGUACUACAAGAGGAAGUUACUAUGGGGGAGAAUGCAGCACCCAAGGAGACCACCAAAGUGAUGGGGGCGAGUGUCUCGACAGGGGGAGGUGGGCCGCUGAAUCUACAGAAGAACAAGGGGGCAAGUGAGGGGAGUACAUGGGGCAAAAGUAAGAUGCAGGAAGACGCACAUAAGGUGAAAGAAGGGGCUAAUAUGAAAGGUGGGCAAGGCCAGGGAGUAAAGCAAUUGCAAACAG